Nycticebus coucang (slow loris) is the source of this 19004-nucleotide messenger RNA. It is a transcript of the gene TNXB, whose product is annotated as tenascin XB. Bases 5555 to 18820 code for a protein of 4421 amino acids. NCBI's taxonomy places the organism in Eukaryota, Metazoa, Chordata, Mammalia, Primates, Lorisidae. The record is from RefSeq and is a predicted model, not a curated record. The transcript has 44 exons. Gene Ontology annotation, molecular function: protein binding.
GACCUUACGUCAUCCCCUUGCCCCUACCCCUGCAGUGCUAGAGUAUGUCUUUGUCUAGCAGUGAUGUUCCAUGGCUUGACAGACCAGAGGAUACAGAUCCCUGGAAUGUGUCUGAGUAAACAGGAAGGAUGGGGUGCCCCCACGCCCUUUGGGGUGAGCAGCCUCUGGGUCCCCUGCUCUCUAACAGGUUCAGCCUUCUCUUGCUUUCCAGGAUGAGCAGCUCAAACAAACAACAGGAACUAGAGCCAGAGGGCUCAAAGCCCAGGAGGGAGGGGCUGUGAUGGAGAAGGGAAUGAUAUUUGGGAAGAAAGGGGGGAUGUUACAGGAUAUCCUCAUAGCCCUAAACUGGAGGAGACUGAGACUUGAAAGUCAGAUAAAAAAGACAAAAGUGGGUCAGGCAGAAAAGACUAGGCAUUCUAAUUAGAAGGAAAAGGAGUGGAAUACAGUAAGGGAUCAAGUCGCAGCCCAACUUGGUGGGAUCCCCCUCCAGCUGCUCCUGUCCAGCAGUGCCUCAGGCCCAACCCUGCAGUAGUGUCCUGGGUCAGCUGGAGGGUGUGCGCUGGGCCUAGGCUCAGUGCCCAGAUGACUGGACAGGGGCUGCCUGGGCCGUAAGCCCAGGCCUAAAGGAGGGAGGAAGAACCUCACGUGUCCCGCCAGGCAACAUCCUCCCCUCACCCCAGCCAUUACUGUGUUUGGGGUAAAAACAGAAUGAGUAACUAUGGCAACCUGGAACUGGGGCUCCCAGGAACUAGACCUCUCUUCCCUCCAGAGGGCAGCCCUGGCUCCUCAGCCAUGCUUCCCGUCCCAAGGUCCCUCAAGCCUCAUCCAGCCCUAUGCAGGCAGAGAAUGCAAUGAGGGCAAAGAUUUUGGAAGCAGGUCACAUGAGCCGGGUUCCCUGCCGUGCCUUUUAUUAUUAGAUGUCCUUAAACACUCUGAGCCUUUGUUUCCUCAUCUGUAAGAUGGGAUACUCCUACCUACUCAGGACUGAUGUGAGGAUGAAAGAUGAUGUUCUCAGUGCCUGGUCCAUGGUAGAUACAUACUUUUCCUCAUCCCUUGCUCCUUUCUCUCCCCAUUUACAUCGUCUUUUUCCCGCCUAUUCCUUUAUCCCAUCUGAGAUCAUUGCCAUUUCAUUACACUGUUUUUUUUUUGUUAUUUUUUUUGUGGUUUUUCUAUUUUUGGCCGGGGCUGGGUUUGAACCCGCCACCUCUGGCAUAUGGGACCGGCGCCCUACACCUUGAGCCACAGGCACCGCCCUACACUGUUGCUCUUUCUCAUUCCUGACCACAGUUCAAGAAAGUACUUGAAGUGUUCAGACUGUGGGCCCUGGGUUGGGACGUGCUGCACCUCUUCUCAGUGUCAAGGGACAGUGUCAAGGCACUCUUUCAUAAACUACGCAUCAGAACUCUCUUGGCUGAGGGAGUGGAGCGACAAGAAGGAUUGAGAGCAACAGAAAGAGUAGGUGUACCAUGAGGGAUGAAGGAAGGUCAGACUUGGGGCUACUUCCCUCCAGACCCAUGUGGAUCUGUCUUCCUUGGGCUACACCCCUCUGCAAGUCCCCUCAGCAUGCCAGGCCACUGUCGCACCUGCACUUCAUUGGCCCCUUCCUGUACCAGGCCCUCUUCCUCUACCUGUUCUGCUUUCCUCCCUCAGGAUCCCCUCCUUUUCUCCAUCCUCUGUGACCUCAUUGUGCCUCCCUCCCUCUCUGUUCUCUAGAUGUCUUUCCUGCCUUUUUUUGCCCUCUACCCCGCUGAGUUAUCUCCAUCUCUUUUUGACCCUUUGUCUGUAGUUCAUUUUGUUUCCUGUUUCUUUUGUACUUUUUCCUCUCCAUGUCCUGCUUCUCUUUUUCCUUUGUUUUUUCCUCUGUCUUCUCAUCUCCUGCUGCUGGCCCUGUGCUUACCUCUUCCCUUUCCUGUGUCACCUCCUCUCUAUUGCUCUUCCCACACCUUUGUCCACAUCCCUUGCCCUUUUCCAUUGCUUCCUCUCUGCUCCCCCGCUUGACUCUGCUCCUCCUCCUUCCUCCCCCCUUCUCCCUUUUACUUCCCCACUCCAAUUCUCUGUCCUCUUCCCAGCUGUGGGGGCCGGGACUGGGGAGCCUAACGUUUGCCUCAUCGUUCUGCUAUGGCUUCUGGAUACAGCACAUCUGGAUUCCGGGGCCCAGAUGUGUGGUUGCCACAGCGACCUCAGUCCCUCUGGUAAAUACAGGCGCCCACCCACCCCAGAGCAGAGAACAAAACAAUUGUGUGACUUUCUUUUGUCACGAGAUAGAAAUGUCCUUCCUCCUCCCUUUUCCCCACACCCAUGUCUUCAGGCAAAGGAAGUUUUAAGGGUCCAAACCCUUUCUGUGGCUCCCUUGCCCCUGUUCAGCCUUAGCCUCUUAGUUCUCACCCCUCUUUCAUCUCAUGCUUUGUUUUUCCUUUCCAUGUUCCUCAUCUUCACCCCAAUUCUCAAUAUAGAAGGUUGACCACCCCUCCCCCAUCUGAUGUGGUUUCUUCUAAUGGAAGCUACGCAAUAACUGGAUGCAGAAAGAAGUUUCAGAAAUCCAGAUUCUCCACUCUUCCUUCUCCAAGUCCCUCAAGAAAGCUGCUUCAUUUGUCUCUGCACUGUCUUAAAUCCUUUCCUUUCCCAGAGCUUUUGGUGGGUGAGGGGAGCAAAUACAGGCUCUGAAACCCCAAAACCUGAGUAAAACCCACUUUCACCACUCCUAGCAAAGUUCCUUGGACAAGCCACUUAAUGUCUGUGAGCCUUUGUUUCCUCGAGCACAAAGUGGGAUUAGUGCCUGCACCCUAUAGGAAAGUGCUUUGUAAACGGAAGCCCUGCACAAGUGUUUUCUAUCUUCCCUCUCUCUGGGACUAUUUCCUUGGAUUGCAGCCUCUGGAUUCUAUCCCUUACCCUCUUUAUCCUUCAGGUUGUUGCCCUCAUUUGCCCUUGCUCUUCUGUGUCUUCCUUCUCUUCUCCCUCUCCUUCCCUUUCCAUCUUUUCUAUAUCUUUGAUGGCUUCUGAGGUCAGAACAGGAACUUGGAUAAUACUUCAAGGAUGGAGGCUCAGAUGUGAAGACCCCUGAACUGAGGAUCCAGAAAACAGCCAGAGCACAGGGCAGUUCCUGACAACACUGUAACCCUUCUACCCACCACCUGGGAUACCUCAGUGAAGCCAACCCCAGCUCCGGCCACCGGGUGUCCCUGCCUUUAUGUCUGGACUCCUUCCUCUUUCCCCAUCCUUCUCUCCCAUGCCUCAUCAUCAAUAUUGACCAGCAUUUACUGGGCAUAUGUGCUAUGUGAAGCUUGGCACUUUCCUGAUGAAAUGGAACAUGUAUAAGACAUGACCUUCUCUGAGAGUCUGAAAAUGAGGGGAGGAAUCAAAGUUUAAACAAUAAUUAUUUCAGAACCUGGAACUGUGUCAAGCUUCCAGUGGCUUCCACAAAUGCCUUGUAAGUUUGUAAACAUGAGAUCCCACAUUCCUCUCUGAGACCCCAACAGUGGGCCACUGUUGGAAACAUUGAAUUCCAGGGCCAUUCUUCUGGCUGCACACUGAGCCAAAUAUUCUUAUGGUGACCAUACUUCCUAAAUAACAAAGACAUAGGGCAUAGGAAACAGACCUGUGGAACAGAAAUCCAAUGGUGUCAUAAAAAAAUCUAUACUUUGUGAAGUCUGCUUUUUCUGUAAUGCUUUUUCCAGACCCUCUCUUACCUUUUCCUCCUCUGAGCCCCCACUACACCCCCUGCCAGGAGAUCUGAGAGAAGCUGCUACCUACUCCUGGUUCUGGGGACUUCAGGCCAAGGCAGAGGAAGGAAGCUGAGCCCAGCUCUGUCCAAGAUGCUGACUUCAUCCUCCCCAUCAAAGCCAGGAAAAAACAGCCACACACACCCAGACAAAUGGACACACACGGGGACACCCACGCGAGUGCCUAUGUGUGCCUUUGCCUUCGGCCACAUGGAACUAACUGAGCAUCUGGCCACAGCCACAUGCCCCAAGGACACCAGCACAUUUGCAACUGUGAGGAUCUGACCUGGUGUGCAGACACCUGUGCCACAACCCAUAUGGCAGAAUCAGGCACAUGCAGCUCUUUCACAAAGUCUCUUUCUCUAUCACCUGUGACUUGGCCAAGCUGCACCUCAGUGGUAAGGUUUGCAGUGGGAUAGAGAGAACUCUGUCUUCGGUGUGGAGCUGGAGGUGGGUUGCCCCACAGCUUGGAUAUUUCUCUUCUUGGCAAAGUCUCUUUUCACCCCCUCAUCAGGGCAGCACAUGAAGAAAUGAGGCCAAGGAAAUACCCAGCAGACUCAUGUGGGUGUGUCUGCCUCCCUGUCCAUCCUGUGCUCUGGUUGUCAGCCCUUGGUCUGCCUGAGACCAGAGGCAGAGUGCCCUUUUCCUCCCGUCCCUAUUUCUCUGCCCAGCCUGCUCCAGUUUCCCUGCAGCACCCAGGCAUUAGCCGCUUUCUGCUUUUCACCACAUCAUCCUCCAUUCUUGCACUGCAGCCCCAUAUUUAUCUCCUACUUCUAGCCCUUUCAUCUCUAAACCUCCCUCUUAACCUCAGGCUUUCUUCCCACAUCUCCCCUGAACCCCAACUUCCUUGCCAAGGCUUAUAUCCAGGUGUUCAGCCAAGCCCUUGCCUAGCCAGUGCCCAAGCCUCACCUGCCAUUUCUCUAGGAAUUCGCUGGGGUGGGAGAAUGAAAAGUGGGUAGUGAUCCCGAGUUGAGAGCAGGAGAGGGACUGAUCAUAGUACAGUCAGCUCAGGGAUGGGGCAAGCAGGCAAGUGGAGAAGAUAGAGGAAGAAGCAGUGGUACUGGAGUAGGGCAGUGACUUGGAGUCCCAGAGUUGGAGAGAGAGGUUACCUCCUGCCUCCUGCCCCCAAUCUCUGUGCACUGCCAGGGGAGAAUUGGCAGAAGGAUUGAAGGAGCCAGCACUGAGCAACAGACAUGGGGCCGGAUCCAGAGAUCAGAACUAAAGCAGUGGCUGGGAAGAGGUGGGAGGGGAAGGAGGGGGAGCAGGCUGGCCAUGAGGAAGGAUGUAGGCUGAGAGGCGAACAUUGGGGUGGAGAGAAGGGGCAAUAAGUGGGGAAAUGACAGGUAAAAGAGAAAUGGCAGGAAGGGUGGGCAAAAACUAGGGUGGGAGUUAAAAAUGGGACAGGGAAAGGACGGAAGAGGUAAGACCAGGGAUGAGGGGGUGAGAUUAGGUUAUGGUAGGACUCAGUGACCCUAGACAGACAGGGAGGGGCCUGGGGUGGUGGCAGGAGGAAAGGAGGGGUGGCAUGUGGGAGGGCCUAGGAGCAGUGGGAGGACCGGCCCUAUCUCCGCUCCCCUCCCUGACCUCAUGCUGGUCCUCCCCUUCUCCUCCUCCUGCUCUCUGCACACUCCCUCCUUCUCACUGUCGCUGCCGAGAUCAACAGCCGGCUGGUCGUGACUCAUUGAGCCCCUGUUGCAGGGGACAAGCAAGGGGGGCAUCCACGGAACCAAAGGUUGCCAAGGGGAUCCACCCUGCCCUGCCCUGAGACACCCCACUUCCAGGGGACAGAACAGGUGCAGAGGCACUGCAGCCACCCCCAGUGCUCAGCCUCCUGAAUGAUGCCAGCCCUAUAUCCUCUAACCUCCAGUUUGGCCCUCCUGGUGCUACUGGGCACAGCCAGAACAGGCCCCUUCUCUUCACGGUCCAAUGUGACACUCAUGGCCCCACGGCCCCCUCCUCAGCCAGGGGGCCACACAAUGGGGACAGGAGGAGGAAAUCCCUCUUCUCAGCUUUAUGAGCACACAAUGGAAGGAGGGGAGAAGCAGGUGGUAUUCACCCACCGCAUUAACCUGCCCCCUUCCACUGGCUGUGGCUGCCCCCCUGGCACUGAGCCCCCUGUCCCUGCUUCAGAGGUACAGGCCCUGAGAAUCCGGCUAGAGAUCCUGGAGGAGCUGGUGAAGGGGCUGAAGGAACAGUGCACUGGGGGAUGUUGCCCUGCUGCUGCCCAGGCUGGCACAGGUCAGACAGAUGUGCGUAGCCUCUGCAGCCUUCAUGGUGUGUUUGACCUGAGCCGCUGUGCCUGUUCCUGUGAGCCAGGCUGGGAUGGGCCCACCUGCUCAGACCCCAAAGAUGCUGGAUUGUCCCCCUCUUCCCAACCCUCAGCCUCCGGGUCCUGCCCCGAUGACUGCAAUGAUCAGGGUCGUUGUGUCCGUGGUCGCUGCGUGUGCUUCCCUGGCUACACCGGCCCCAGCUGUGGCUGGCCUUCUUGUCCCGGGGACUGCCAAGGUCGCGGGCGUUGCGUGCAGGGUGUGUGCGUGUGCCGAGCUGGUUUCUCAGGAGAUGACUGCGGCCAGCGCUCCUGCCCUCGGGGCUGCAGCCAGAAAGGACGCUGCGAGGACGGACGUUGCGUGUGCGACCCCGGUUACACUGGUGAAGACUGUGGGGUGAGGAGCUGCCCUCGUGGUUGCAACCAGAGGGGGCGUUGCGAGAAUGGGCGCUGCGUAUGCAACUCCGGCUACACUGGUGAGGACUGUGGGGUGAGGAGCUGUCCCCGGGGCUGCAGCCAGAGGGGGCGUUGCGAGAAUGGGCGCUGCGUCUGUGACCCCGGCUACACCGGCGAGGACUGCGGCGUGCGGAGCUGCCCCUGGGACUGUGGCGAGGGCGGGCGCUGCGUGGACGGCCGUUGCGUGUGCUGGCCCGGGUACGCGGGCGAGGACUGCAGCACGAGGACUUGCCCGCGCGACUGCCGGGGCCGAGGGCGCUGCGAGGACGGCGAAUGCAUCUGUGACGCGGGCUACAGCGGGGAUGACUGUGGCGUGCGCAGCUGUCCUGGAGAAUGCAACCAAAGGGGACGCUGUGAGGACGGCCGCUGCGUGUGCUGGCCCGGGUAUACCGGGCCCGACUGCGGCGCGCGCGCCUGCCCACGCGACUGUAGAGGCCGCGGGCGCUGCGAGAACGGCGUGUGUGUCUGCAACACGGGCUACAGCGGCGAGGACUGCGGCGUGCGCAACUGUCCAGGAGACUGUCGGGGCCGGGGCCGCUGCGAGAAUGGGCGCUGCGUGUGUUGGCCUGGGUACACAGGCAGGGACUGCAGCACACGCGCCUGCCCUGGUGACUGCCGCGGGCGAGGGCGCUGCGUGGAUGGCCGCUGCAUGUGCAACCCAGGCUUCACUGGCGAGGACUGUGGGAGCCGUCGGUGUCCAGGAGACUGCCGUGGGCACGGCCGCUGUGAAGAUGGAGUGUGCGUGUGUGAUGCGGGCUACUCAGGCGAGGACUGUGGCGCGCGAAGCUGCCCUGGGGAUUGCCGAGGCCGCGGCCAGUGCCUGGACGGGCGCUGCGUGUGCGACGAGGACUACUCUGGCGAGGAUUGCAGUGUGAGGCGGUGCCCGCGGGACUGCAGCCAGCAUGGCGUGUGCCAGGAUGGUGUGUGUAUCUGUUGGGAGGGCUACGCAGGCGAGGACUGUAGCAUCCGCUCCUGCCCCUCUAACUGCCACGGUCGCGGCCGCUGUGAGGAAGGGCGCUGCGUGUGCGACCCAGGCUAUACGGGCCCUGCCUGUGCCACUCGCACAUGCCCGGCUGAUUGCCGGGGUCGUGGGCGCUGUGUGCAGGGUGUGUGCAUGUGCCACGCGGGCUAUGGCGGUGAGGACUGCGGGCAAGAAGAGCCUCCUGCCAGCGCCUGCCCUGGGGGCUGUGGGCCUCGGGAACUGUGCCAGGCAGGCCAGUGUGUGUGUGUAGAGGGAUUUCGAGGUCCUGACUGUGCCAUCCAGACAUGCCCAGGAGACUGCCGUGGCAGGGGAGAGUGUCGCCAGGGCAGCUGUAUCUGCCAAGAAGGCUACGCUGGGGAGGACUGUGGGGAAGAGAUGCCAGCCAUUGAGGGCAUGAGGAUGCACCUUCUGGAGGAGACGACCGUUCGGACAGAGUGGACCCGGGUCCCUGGCCCUGUGGAUGCCUAUGAAAUUCAGUUCAUCCCCACGACAGAGGGGGCGAGUCCCCCAUUCACAGCACGGGUGCCUAGCUCUACCUCAGCCUAUGACCAGAGAGGACUGGCCCCUGGCCAAGAGUACCAGGUCACUGUCCGUGCCCUUCAAGGGACCAGCUGGGGCCCUCCUGCCUCCAAGACCAUCACCACUAUGAUCGAUGGUCCCCAGGACCUCCGAGUGGUGGCUGUGACACCAACUACACUGGAGCUCAACUGGCUGCGUCCUCAGGCUGAGGUGGACCGAUUUGUGGUGUCCUAUGUCAGUGCUGGCAACCAGAGGGUGCGUCUGGAAGUGCCCCCUGAAGCAGAUGGAACAUUACUGACUGACUUGAUGCCAGGCGUGGAGUAUGUGGUGACUGUCACAGCAGAGAGGGGCCGGGCAGUCAGCUACCCGACUUCUGUCAGGGCCAACACAGCACCAGGCCACUACAGUUACCCGGAGGUGCGCCCCCCAGCCCCACCCCCCAAGCCCCGGCCUCGGCCGGCCCCGCGGCCCCCACAGCUCCCUCGGCCCUCGCGGCCUGCAGAGGAGGGGUCGGAGCCCCGGGCCCCCGGGCCCAGCCUGCCCCAACCCCAGCGGCGGAUGUGGGGCAACCUGACCUCCGAGCUGGGCCGCUUCCGCGGCACGGUGCAGGACCUGGAGCGCCACCUGCGGGCUCACAGCUACCCUCUGCGGGCCAACCAGACUUACUCGUCGGUGGCGCGCCACAUCCAUGAAUACUUGCAGCGGCGUCUGGCGGCCGCCGCCCCCGCCGGCCCCCCUGCCCCCAAGCCCGGUCGCCCACGCCCCACCGCCAACCCUGAUCCAAGCACCAGGAAACGGGACUCCAACCAGGGCAUCUAUGGCCUCUCGCCGGAAGGCGUCGACCGGGUGGCUGAGCCCCGCCACCCCAAGCCCGAGGUGCUGGGCAGUUCCGCCGACGGCGCGCUCCUUGUGUCUCUGGACGGGCUCCGCGGCCAGUUCGAGCGCGUGGUGCUGCGCUGGCGGCCCCAGCCGCCCGCAGAGGGCCCUGGCGGUGAGCUGGCCGUGCCGGGCACCAUGCGCACCGUCAGCCUUCCUGACCUCAGACCCGGUACCACCUACCACGUGGAGGUCCACGGGGUGCGGGCGGGGCAGACGUCCAAGUCCUACGCCUUCAUCACCACCACAGGGUCCUCACCCUCAGGCCUCUUGGGGGCUACUGAUGAGCCUCCUCCCUCAGGCCCCUCAACGACCCAAGGGGCCCGUGCCCCUCUCCUGCAGCAGCGCCCCCAGGAGCUGGGAGAGUUGAAGGUGCUGGGCAGAGAUGAGACAGGACGCCUCCGUGUGGCCUGGACCGCCCAGCCCGACACCUUUGCCCACUUCCAGCUGCACCUGCGGGUACCUGAGGGGCCAGGAGCGCAUGAGGAACUUCUGCCAGGGGACGUCCGCCAGGCUCUGGUGCCCCCACCCCCUCCUGGAUCCCCUUAUGAGCUGUCACUUCGUGGGGUCCCUCCUGGGGGCAAGCCUUCUGACCCCAUCAUCUACCAAGGCAUUAUGGACAGGGAUGCGGAGAAGCCUGGGAAGCCCUCAGGUCCACCACGCCUGGGUGAGCUAGUGGUGACGGACAUGACCUCUGACUCCUUGCUCCUGCGCUGGACGGUCCCCAAGGGCACAUUUGACUCCUUUGUGAUUCAGUACAAGGACAGGGAUGGGCAACCUCAGGUAGUGCCUGUGGAGGGGCCCCAGCACUCAGCCCCCAUCACCUCCCUGGACCCAGGCCGCAAGUACAAAUUUGUCCUGUAUGGGCUCGUUGGCAAGAAGAGGCAUGGCCCCCUGGUGGCUGAAGCCAAGAUCUUGCCUCAGAGUGACCCAAGCCCAGGAACUCCACCCUGCCUAGGAAAGCUGUGGGUGACAGACCCUACCCCAGACUCACUGCACCUCUCUUGGACGGUUUCUGAGGGUCAAUUCGACUCCUUCGUGGUCCAGUACAGGGACAGAGAUGGACAGCCCCAAGUGGUACCUGUGGAAGGGCCUGAGCGUUCAGUCACUGUCUCCCCUCUGGACCCUGACCACAAGUACAGAUUUGCUUUGUUUGGGAUUGCCAACAAGAAGCGACAUGGCCCCCUCAUGGCCGAUGGCACCACUGCCCCAGAGAGGAAAGAGGAGUCCCCCCACCCUGAAUCUCCUGAGCAGCCCCUCCUGGGGGAGCUGACAGUGACUGGCGUGACUCCAGACUCCCUACACCUAUCAUGGACAGUAGCCCAGGGCCUCUUUGACUCCUUCACGGUCCAGUACAAAGAUACACAGGGGCAGCCCAAAGCAGUGCCCGUCAACGGAGAUGAGAACGAGGUCACCAUCCCUGGGCUGGAGCCCAACCGGAAGUAUAAGAUGAACCUCUACGGGCUUCAUGGCAGGCAGCGUGUGGGGCCUGUGUCUGUGGUGGCCAAGACGGCUCCUCUGGAGAUUGUGGACGAGACCCCCAGCCCCACAGAACCCAGCACAGAGACCGCAGAACCCCCAGAGGAGCCACUUCUGGGGGAGCUGACAGUGACAGGAUCAUCCCCAGACUCGCUGAGCCUCUCCUGGACCGUCCCCCAGGGCCACUUUGACUCCUUCACUGUCCAGUACAAGGAUAAGGAUGGACAGCCCCAGGCAGUGCGUGUCGGGGGCGAGGAGAGAGAGGUCACGAUGGGGGGCCUGGAGUCCGGGCGCAAGUACAAGAUGCACCUGUAUGGCCUGCAUGAGGGGUGGCGCGUAGGCCCCGUGUCCACUGUGGGCAUCACAGACCCCCAACAGGAGGAAGAGACCCUUCCAGCUACCGAGCCCCCCCUGGAACCACGCCUGGGAGAGCUGACAGUGACAGAUGUGACCCCCAACUCCAUUGGCCUCUUGUGGACUGUUCCUGAGGGCCAGUUUGACUCCUUUGUGGUCCAGUACAAGGACAGGGAUGGGCAGCCCCAGGUGGUGCCAGUGGCCACAGACCAGCAGGAGGUCACAGUCUCCAACUUGGAGCCUGCAAGAAAAUACAAGAUGAAUGUCUAUGGGUUACAUGGCGGGCAACGCGUGGGCCCCCUCUCUGUAGUAGCUGAGACAGGUACUCUCCCACCAGCCCCAGCCACAGAGGCCUCUGAUCCCCCCUUGGAGCCACACCUGAGGGAGCUGACAGUGAUGGACGUGACCCCUGAUUCUGUGGGCCUCUCCUGGACAGUCCCUGAGGGUGAAUUCGACUCCUUCGUGGUCCAGUACAAGGACAGGGAUGGGCAGCCCCAGGUGGUGCCAGUGGCUGCAGACCAACGGGAGGUCACCAUUCCUAACCUGGAGCCCUCCCGCAAGUACAAGUUCCUGCUCUUUGGGAUCCAGAAUGGAAGACGACAUGGCUCAGUCUCUGUGGAGGCAAAGACGGCUACCCAAGGUGACGCCAGCCCAGGGGCCCCGCCCCAGCUUGGGGAACUAUGGGUGACGGACCCUACCUCAGACUCGCUACGCCUUUCCUGGACAGUCCCCGAGGGCCAGUUUGACUCUUUUGUGGUCCAGUUCAAAGACAAGGAUGGGCCUCAGGUAGUGCCUGUGGAGGGCCACGAGCGCUCAGUCACUGUCACACCUCUGGAUGCCGGCCGCAAGUACAGAUUUCUCCUCUAUGGCCUCCUGGGCAAGAAGCGCCAUGGCCCCCUGACUGCUGAUGGCACCACGGAGGCCCGGAGUGCUAUGGAUCAUACUGGAACAAAGCGUCCCCCAAAACCCCGUCUGGGGGAGGAGCUGCAGGUGACCAACGUGACCCCGAACUCCGUGGGCCUCUCAUGGACAGUUCCUGAGGGCCAAUUUGACUCCUUUGUGGUCCAGUACAAGGACAGGGACGGGCAGCCCCAGGUGGUACCCGUGGAGGGCAGCCUCAGGGAGGUCAGCGUCUCAGACCUGGACCCAGCCCACAGGUACAAGCUGCUGCUCUAUGGGCUGCACAGCGGCAAGCGCGUGGGUCCCGUCUCUGUCAUCGCCAUAACCGCUUCCAGGGAAGAAAUCAAAGCCACGACCACAGCCCCCACCUCUUUGGUACCUGAGCUGACAGUGGAAGAGGCCACAUCACACACCCUACAUCUCUCCUGGAUGGUGACAGAGGGAAAAUUUGACUCCUUUGAGGUCCAGUACACAGAUAGAGAUGGGCAAUUUCAAAAGGUCAUUGUAGAGGGUGAUAAGAAUGACAUCACCCUCUCUGGGUUGGAAUCCAACCACAGAUACCUGGUGACCCUGUACGGUUUCCAUGAUGGGCAGCGUGUGGGUCCUGCCCACAUUGAGGCUCUGACAGUCCCACAGGAGGAAGAAGAGGAGCCUCCAGAACCUCCCAUCACACCACGCCUGGCAGAGCUGACUGUGACAGAUGCCACCCCUGACUCCCUGACCCUCUCCUGGAUGGUCCCUGAGGGAAAGUUUGACCACUUCCUGGUCCAGUACAAGAAUGGGGACGGACAGCCCAAGGCAGUGCGGGUGCCAGGGCACGAGGAUGGGGUCACCAUCUCAGGCCUAGAGCCAGAUCACAAGUACAAGAUGAACCUGUACGGCUUCCAUGGGGGGCAGCGUGUGGGCCCUGUCUCUGCCAUUGGGGUGACAGCUGCAGAGGAAGAGACCCCUGCCCCCACAGAGGUGGAGGAGACCCCCAGCCCCACAGAACCCAGCACAGAGACCCCAGAAGCCCCAGAGGAGCCGCGCCUGGGGGAGCUGACAGUGACAGGAUCGUCCCCAGACUCACUGAGCCUCUCCUGGACCAUCACCCAGGGCCGUUUUGACUCCUUCACUGUCCAGUACAAGGACAGGGAUGGGCAGCCUCAGGUGAUGCGUGUCAGGGGCGAGGAGCGAGAGGUCACCGUGGGUGGCCUGGAGCCCAGGCGCAAGUACAAGAUGCACCUGUACGGCCUGCACGAGGGGCGGCGCGUGGGCCCCGUGUCCACUGUGGGUGUGACAGCCCCCAAAGAGGAAUACCCACAUUCCCUCCUUCCAAAGCCACUCCUGGGGGAAAUGACAGUGACAGAUGCCACCCCUGACUCCCUGACCCUCUCCUGGACGAUCCCCGAGGGCCAGUUUGACCACUUCCUGGUCCAAUACAAGAACGGGGAUGGGCAGCCCAAGGAGGUACAGGUGCCAGGGCACGAGGACGGGGCCACCAUCUCAGGCCUGGAGCCAGACCACAAGUACAAGAUGAACCUGUAUGGCUUCCAUGGAGGCCAACGCAUGGGACCUGUUUCUGCUGUCGGUCUAACUGCUUCAGGAAAGGAUGAAACAAUUAUCCCAGCACUAACAGAGCCUCCCCCCGUGACCCCUGAGACUCCCAUCAAGCCGCGCCUGGGAGAGUUGACUGUGACAGAUGCCACCCCUGACUCCCUGACCCUCUCCUGGAUGGUCCCUGAGGGAAAGUUUGACCACUUCCUGGUCCAGUACAAGAACGGGGACGGACAGCCCAAGGCAGUGCGGGUGCCAGGGCACGAGGACGGGGUCACCAUCUCAGGCCUAGAGCCAGAUCACAAGUACAAGAUGAACCUAUAUGGCUUCCAUGGGGGCCAGCGUGUGGGCCCUGUCUCUGCCAUUGGGGUGACAGCUGCAGAGGAAGAGACCCCUGCCCCCACAGAGGUGGAGGAGACCCCCAGCCCCACAGAACCCAGCACAGAGACCCCAGAAGCCCCAGAGGAGCCGCGCCUGGGGGAGCUGACAGUGACAGGAUCGUCCCCAGACUCACUGAGCCUCUCCUGGACCAUCACCCAGGGCCGUUUUGACUCCUUCACUGUCCAGUACAAGGACAGGGAUGGGCAGCCUCAGGUGAUGCGUGUCAGGGGCGAGGAGCGAGAGGUCACCGUGGGUGGCCUGGAGCCCAGGCGCAAGUACAAGAUGCACCUGUACGGCCUGCACGAGGGGCGGCGCGUGGGCCCCGUGUCCACUGUGGGUGUGACAGCUGCAGAGGAAGAGACCCCUGCCUCCACGGAGGUGGAUGAGACCCCCAGCCCCACAGAACCCAGCACGGAGACCCCAGAACCUGUGGAGGAGCCACUCCUAGGGGAGCUGACAGUGACAGGAUCAUCCCCAGACUCCCUGAGCCUCUCCUGGACCAUCCCCCAGGGCCAUUUUGACUCCUUCACUAUCCAGUACAAGGACAAGGAUGGGCAGCCUCAGGUGAUUCGUGUCAGGGGCGAGGAGCGAGAGGUCACUGUGGGUGGCCUGGAGCCCGGGCACAAGUACAAAAUGCACCUGUACGGCCUGCACGAGGGGCGGCGCGUGGGCCCUGUGUCCACUGUGGGCAUGACAGCCUCGCAAGAAGAGGUGUACGAGACCCCCAGCCCCACAGAACACAGCACAGAAGCCCCAGAGCACCUGACAGAGCCACUCCUGGGGGAGCUGACAGUGACAGGAUCAUCCCCAGACUCGCUGAGCCUCUCCUGGACAAUCCCCCAGGGCCACUUCAAUUCCUUCACUGUUCAGUACAAGGACAGAGAUGGACAGCCCCAGGCAGUGCGUGUCAGGGGCGAGGAGACAGAGGUCACUGUAGGGGACCUGGAGCCCGGGCGCAAGUACAAGAUGCACCUGUACGGACUGCACGAGGGGCGGCGUGUGGGCCCCGUGUCCACUGUGGGAGUGACAGCUCCAGAAGAUGAAGCUGUGGCCACGCAGGCAUCCCCCACCACAACCUCUGAGCCUCCCAUCAAGCCACACCUGGGGGAGAUGACCGUGACAGAUGUCACCCCCGACUCCCUGAGCCUGACCUGGACGGUCCCCGAGGGCCAAUUUGACCACUUCCUGAUCCAAUACAAGAAUGGCGAUGGACAGCCCAAGGCGGUACGGGUGCCAGGGCACGAAGACAGGGUCACCAUCUCAGGCCUGGAGCCAGACCACAAAUACAAGAUGAACCUGUAUGGCUUCCAUGGGGGCCAGCGUAUCGGCCCCAUCUCUGCCAUCGGGGUGACAGCUGCAGAGGAAGAGACCCCUGCCCCCACAGAGGUGGAAGAGACCCCCAGCCCCACAGAACCCAGCACGGAGGCCCCAGAGCCCCCGGAGGAGCCACUUCUGGGGGAGCUGACAGUGACAGGAUCAUCCCCAGACUCACUGAGCCUCUCCUGGACCGUCCCCCAGGGCCAUUUCGACUCCUUCACUGUCCAGUACAAGGACAGGGAUGGACGGCCCCAGGCAGUGCGUGUCGGGGGUGAGGAGAGAGAGGUCACUGUAGAGGGCCUGGAGCCGGGACGCAAGUACAAGAUGCACCUGUACGGGCUGCACGAGGGGCAGCGUGUGGGCCCUGUGUUCACUGUGGGCAUGACAGCUCCAGAAGAUGAAGCUGUGGCCACGCAGGCAUCCCCCACCACAACCUCUGAGCCUCCCAUCAAGCCACACCUGGGGGAGAUGACCGUGACAGAUGUCACCCCCGACUCCCUGAGCCUGACCUGGACGGUCCCCGAGGGCCAAUUUGACCACUUCCUGAUCCAAUACAAGAAUGGCGAUGGACAGCCCAAGGCGGUACGGGUGCCAGGGCACGAAGACAGGGUCACCAUCUCAGGCCUGGAGCCAGACCACAAAUACAAGAUGAACCUGUAUGGCUUCCAUGGGGGCCAGCGUAUCGGCCCCAUCUCUGCCAUCGGGGUGACAGCUGCAGAGGAAGAGACCCCUGCCCCCACAGAGGUGGAAGAGACCCCCAGCCCCACAGAACCCAGCACGGAGGCCCCAGAGCCCCCGGAGGAGCCACUUCUGGGGGAGCUGACAGUGACAGGAUCAUCCCCAGACUCACUGAGCCUCUCCUGGACCGUCCCCCAGGGCCAUUUCGACUCCUUCACUGUCCAGUACAAGGACAGGGAUGGACGGCCCCAGGCAGUGCGUGUCGGGGGUGAGGAGAGAGAGGUCACUGUAGAGGGCCUGGAGCCGGGACGCAAGUACAAGAUGCACCUGUACGGGCUGCACGAGGGGCAGCGUGUGGGCCCUGUGUUCACUGUGGGCAUGACAGCCUCCCUGACCACACAGCCCCCUAGGGAGCCCCGCUUGGGGGAGGUGGCUGUGGCAGCGGUGACCUCGGACACUGUGCGCCUGUCGUGGACGGUGGCCCAGGGCCCCUUCGACUCCUUCUUGGUGCAGUACAGGGAUGCGCAGGGGCAGCCGCAGUCAGUGCCUGUGAACGGAGACCUCCGUGAGGUCACAGUCUCGGGGCUGGACCAGGCCCGCAAGUACAAGUUCCUGCUUUUUGGGCUCCGGCAAGGGAAACGCCAUGGCCCCGCGGCAGUGGAGGCCAAGACUGCCCCAGACACGAAACCCUCUCCCCGCCUGGGGGAACUAACAGUGAUGGACGUGACCCCUGACUCAGUGAGCCUCUCCUGGACAGUUCCUGAGGGUGAAUUAGACUCCUUCGUAGUCCAGUACAAGGACACAGAUGGACAGCCCCAGAUGGUACCAGUGGCUGCAGACCAACGGGAGGUCACCAUCCGUGGCCUGGAACCCAAUAGGAAAUACAAGUUCCUGCUCUAUGGUCUAGCAGGCAGGAAGCGGCUCGGCCCCGCCUCUACUGAGGGCACCACAGCUCCCCUGGAGAAGGAGCCACAGCCCCCUCCCCGCCUGGGGGAACUGACAGUGGCCGAGGAGACCUCAGACUCCCUGCGCUUGUCAUGGACAGUGGCCCAGGGCCCCUUCGACUCCUUUGUGGUCCAAUACAAGGACACUAAUGGGCAGCCCCAGUUGGUGCCUGUGGCCACAGACCAGCGUGAGGUCACCAUAGAGGACUUGGAGCCUGGCAGGAAAUACAAGUUUCUGCUCUAUGGGCUCCUCAGAGGGAAGCGCCUGGGCCCCAUCUCUGUCCUGGGAAUGACAGCCCCAGAAGAGGACACAGCAGCACCAGAGGCCCCCAAACCCUCUGAAGAGCCCCGCCUAGGGGUGCUGGCAGUGACCGACACAGCUCCAGACUCCAUGCGCCUCUCGUGGAGGGUGGUCCAAGGCCCCUUUGAUUCCUUUGUGGUCCAGUAUGAGGAUACAGACGGGCAGCCCCAGGCCUUGCUUGUAGAUGGUGACCGGAGCAAGGUCCUUAUCUCAGGACUGGAGCCCAGCACCCCCUACAAGUUCUUCCUCUAUGGCCUUCGUGAAGGGAAACGCCUGGGGCCUGUCUCAGCUGAGGGCACCACAGGGCCAGCUCCUGCUGGUCAGACCCCAGGGGAGCCAGGACCCCGCCUGUCCCAGUUGUCAGUGACUGAUGUGACCACAAGUUCACUGAGGCUCAACUGGGAGGCCCCACCUGGGGCCUUUGACUCCUUCCUGCUCCGCUUUGGGGUCCCAUCACCCAGCACUCUGGAGCCAUAUCCACGUCCUCUGCUGCAGCGGGAGUUGAUGGUACCAGGGACACGGCGCUCGGCUAUGCUUCGGGACCUGCGUCCAGGCACCCUAUACAGCCUCACACUGUAUGGGCUGCGUGGGCCCCACAAGGCCGACAGCAUCCAGGGCACUGCCCGCACCCUCAGCCCAGUUCUGGAGAGCCCCCGAGAUCUUCAGUUCAGUGAAAUUGGGGAGACCUCAGCCAAGGUCAGCUGGAUGCCUCCACCAUCCAGGGUGGACAGCUUCAAAGUCUCUUACCAGCUAGCAGAUGGAGGGGAGCCACAGAGUGUGCAGGUGGAUGGCCGGGCCCAGAUCCAGAAGCUCCAGGGGCUGAUCCCAGGUGCUCGCUAUGAGGUGACUGUGGUGUCCGUGCGCGGCUUUGAGGAGAGUGAGCCUCUAACAGGCUUCCUCACUACAGUUCCCGACGGCCCCACCCAGCUGCGUGCUCUGAACUUGACUGAGGGGUCUGCCCUGUUGCACUGGAAGCCCCCCCAAAAACCUGUGGACACAUAUGACGUCCGGGUCACAGCCCCUGGAGCCCCAUCUCUGCAGGGCUCAGCCCCAGGCAGUGCCGUGGACUACCCUGUAAACAACCUUGAGCUCCACACCAACUACACGGCAACUGUGCAAGGCCUUCGGGGCCCCAACCUCACCUCCCCUGCCAGCAUAACCUUCACCACAGGGCUAGAGGCCCCCCAGGACUUGAAAGCCAAGGAAGUAACUCCCCGCACGGCCCUGCUCACUUGGACUAGGCCCCAAGUCCCACCCACAGGCUACCUGCUCAGCUUUGACACGCCUGGCGGACAGACCCAGGAGAUCCUGCUUCCUGGAGGGGUCACCUCUCACCAGAUUCUUGGCCUCUUUCCCUCCACCCCAUACAGUGCACGGCUCCGGGCCAUGUGGGGUGAAAGCCUCACACCACCUGUGUCCACCUCCUUCACCACAGGUGGACUGCGGAUCCCCUUCCCCAGGGACUGUGGAGAGGAGAUGCAAAAUGGGGCCACCACCUCAAGGACCACCACCAUCUUCCUCAAUGGCAACCGCGAGCGGCCCCUGAAUGUGUUUUGCGACAUGGAGACUGAUGGGGGUGGUUGGCUGGUAUUCCAGCGCCGCAUGGACGGACAGACGGACUUCUGGAGAGACUGGGAGGACUACGCCCAUGGUUUUGGGAACAUCUCCGGGGAGUUCUGGCUGGGCAAUGAGGCCCUGCACAGCCUGACAAAGGCCGGAGAUUACUCCAUGCGUGUAGACCUGAGGGCUGGGGAUGAGGCCGUGUUUGCCCAGUACGACUCCUUCCGAGUAGACUCCGCUGCGGAGUACUACCGCCUCCACCUGGAGGGCUACCAGGGCACCGCAGGGGACUCUAUGAGCUACCACAGUGGCAGUGUCUUUUCCGCACGUGAUCGAGACCCCAACAACUUGCUUAUCUCCUGUGCUGUUUCCUACCGAGGGGCCUGGUGGUACAGGAACUGCCACUACGCCAACCUCAACGGGCUCUAUGGAAGCACAGUGGACCACCAGGGAGUGAGCUGGUACUCGUGGAAGGGCUUUGAGUUCUCAGUGCCCUUCACGGAAAUGAAGCUGAGACCAAGAAGCUUUCGGUCCCCAGCGGGAGGAGGCUGAGCUGUUGUCCACCUCUCUUGCACCCCAGUAUGACUGCCAAGCACUGAGGGGUCGCCCUGAGAGAAGAGCUAGGGGCUGCCUUCACCACCCAGCAGGAAACCUUCUCUGCCAGCGAUCUCACAGCACCAUGUUUACAGGGGGGAGGGGAAGGGGUUAUAUGGGAGCAAUAAAGGAGAAACUGAGG